ACAUUAUAACAAAUUGAUGGGAAAUUUUGUAUUUUUAAAUACGUUGCACUAACAACAUUCUUUUGUCUUCCAACUUCGGAUAUCGAAUUACCUAAAGUUUUAUAUAAAGAAUCGUAAAGCGUUGCUAUCGCAGUUCGUAAGCCAGUUACAAUGAACUAAUGAACUUGUGAUAUUGCUCAACGGAGUUGCGAAUUUAUUUUAAAAUAAUACGGAAAAAUAUAUAUAAUUCCACUAUCAAAGUGGAUGUGUGAUUAGUGAUCAGUGAUAUCAAAUCUAUUGCAACCGACAAGAAACUCAGAUAAAAAGUGUAAAAAGCAAGACAACGAAAUUAGAAAUAUAGUAUAGAGAAUGGAGUCCAGUGUCUUUAACGCACAAAUCAAAUUGGACCCAGUGGACUAUAAUUUACCGUUGACCUUUAAAAGGGAUUUCUUGAGAACGGCCCCACUUUAUAGCGUGGGUGAUUUGGAGAGUAAUGAAAAGUACUUUGAAUUUGAAGUUAGAAAUAACUUGGAUCAAAAUUAUAAUGAACCAUGUGUAGAGUAUGAAAUGAUAACAUGCCACAUUUGUGAUAUAGAUGUACCUAAAAUAUUCAUAAAAGAGCAUUAUCAAAGUAAGAAACACAUUACCUUCAAGCAAAUAGCGAAUACAGCUCUAAAAAGGUUGAGGCAUUAUAUUAAUGAUGUGGAUGAAAGCAUGGCCCCAGAUCACGAACCUGACGUAUAUUUCUGUGCCACAUGUGUUGCUGUCGUUAAAAUAAGAGAUAAAAAACAUCAUAAUCGUCAACAAACACACAAAAAUUCGCUAAUCACUGACAAGCUGCUUAACGAUUUUCUCUAUUUAUACACUGGUGAUGAUGACGAUGAGAAAGCUAAUCAAACAGAUGACAAUUCAACCAGCAUAGAAAACUCAGUGGGUGAUGUUAAGGAUGAAUUAAACGAUGCUUUCAAGUUAGGUGAUGAUAUAUAUCAUGAUGAUGUUUUGGCUGGACCAAGUGGCAACAGUGAAAGUCAUAUACUGAACUCGAAUACAAGAAGAAAACGUACAAGACCGUCAAGAAACAAUUGCAAGCAAUCUAAUGAUGAUUUGAUACAACACAAAACACAAUCAAACUGUAUUUUAAACGAAUCAUCAAAUCAGCAUGUAUUAGACAAUUUAAAAUUCGAAAUUAAUAAAUAUUCAACAAUAUUAAAAAAAAAUAACAAACGAGAUGUAAGUAAUCAAUCCCCAUUAAAGGAAAAUAUGGUAGAGUUGUAUACAAAAGAAAAGGAUAGUGUGGCUGCAUCAAAAACAAAUGAAUUGAACGAAACAGUUUCUAAUGUGCAAACAGAUCUUAAUGAAGAGUUAUUCUUUCCUGUACUAAAUGUAGAAGAAACGACCACUCUCUUGGAAUCAAAUAAUAAACACGAAUUACAUACAAACGACACGAUCAAAGAAAAUAGCAAUUUUCAAUUGAUCGAAACAAAUGAUAAUGGAGUCAUCGAUUUAGAUUUAAACCUGAUAAAAGAUAAUUCGCGUCGUUCAAUCAGCGACGCGGACGAAAAUGCAAACACACAGAAACAUCCAGAAAUAAGAUGCAACACAGAUGACUUUAAAAUCGCCGAUUUUAACGGAAAAUAUAUUUUCGAAAGCCACAACAGCGUGUUAAGAGGUCUAGAUGAACAUAGAAUUAAAAUUAUAAGCAGCAGUUACAUAGAAAUUGAAUGCGUUAACGGAGCUAAGCUGUGUGUAUCCAGUGCUAAUUAUUUCUGUGUCGGGGAGCCGGUGGGGAAUGGGGUUCACUGUCAAAUUUGCGAACGGACCAUUGAUCUUGACAAACAGUUGAUACACAUAAGCACAGACCAUAUAAUGAACAUUUUAUCACAGCCGUUGGAAGAUGAAAACUGUCUGAGAAAAAUAACCGACGGUAAAUACCAUUGCGUGCUUUGUAAUGAUGUGGUUGACGAUCUUUAUGGACACAUCAACACAAAACGCCACGGGAACCGAUUAAAAACAGCUCUCAUAAAAAGUGGCAAUGAAAUUUCGAAUAUACCAAUAAAAGAUGAACCAUGCGAAGUGAUAUUUUAUAAUGUUGAAUUGAGCCGGCUGGAAACGCUAAAAUCAGAAAUCAAGGAUGAAAACGAUGAAAAUGUUGAUGUUGAUGACGAUGUUGAAGAUGAAGAUGAUGAGAUUGAUGACGAUGUAGAUGAUGGUAUUUAUGAGGAUGAUAUACGUAACAUUGACAUAGAUUCUGAAAAAAUAAGCUUUAAAAGUGGUAACAAAUAUUUCUGCGAAACCUGUACAACAGAUGUCCAUGUAAACCAUAUAAAAUGGCAUGUGAACAGUUCACGUCACAAAAUGAAUAAAAUAUCCAACGUGCACUAUAUGAUGAAAGAAGUGGACUGCAAUUUGUUAUGUAAAGUCUGUCAACAUCUCAUACAGAACGAGGAAACGGCCAUAUCGUACCACAUUACUAAGACAAACCACAAAGAUAUCUACAACAACAUUCUAUAUGAUAAUUGGAUUGAAAAGUGCCUUGGUAUACUGUACUGUAGGGCUUGUAACGAAUAUAUAGCACAGCGCAACGAAUUACUCCACGUAAAAACAAAAAAACACACCGCAAUGAAGAUCAAAAUUGAAUCGGAUACAGAUGUGGACCCCGAAAUGCCGUAUUACUGUGCAGUGUGCGAAAUAUACCUAAUUAACACUGAAACAAACAUCAAAGCGCACAAAAAUAACGACUCGCACAAAUCAGAAGCUAAAUUGAAGGGUAUUGAUGUAAAUGAUAACUUGACAACUGAAAUCACCGAAGGCAACGAUGCGAGUAACAAUGUAGAACCGCGCUCGGAAAUAGAAGAUAAAAACAAAAAUUCUGAUACAGCUGAAAAGACACCCCCCCACUAUUGCACUAUCUGCGAAGUUAAUAUACCAAACAAUACAAACAAUAUAUUCCAACACAACAAUGGCCGUUCCCAUCAAAACAAAUUGGAAAUAAGAAAGAUGUUUCCCAGUACCUCCAAUAGCCGAGUCCCCUCUAACCCCAAUAAAAAACAAGUUAUAAAACGAUAUUAUUGUGCACAGUGCAAGGUUCAUGUAUCGAGCCACCCAAAAAACAUAGAAGAACAUAUAAACGGAGCCUUACAUAAGAGAAACUUUGAGACCCGUAUGUGUAAAGUAUGCAAUAUAAAUGUACCGAAUACAGAAGCGGCCUUUGCAAAACACAGAGUAGACAAGGGCCACCUGGAAGCGUACAAAGCGGUGUUAGCUGCUGACAAAAUAUAUGAACGUGAAGGUAAAUACUUCUGCUUGCCUUGCAACAUCUUUUUAGAAAGCCCGUUGAAUCAUACAGACGAUGUAGAACACAAGGCAAAAAUGAAAAGUUUAGAUGAUAAAUUUAAAGCAUUUGAUGACAUUUUCAAUGAUCUAAAAAUGCGAUUAUUGGCUUAUAAUAUUGACCAGAAUGUGACUCAGCAUACUUUAAAGGUGGAGGAAAUUCCAUUUUUGAAAAAUACAGAGAAUCCAAAGGAACUAUUGUGUGCUGUAUGCGAUAGUAAAGUGCCUUUUAAAGAGUAUAAUAUAAUUACCCAUAUAAAUGGGGCGAGACAUAAAAAUAUUCAUAAGAAAUAUUGUAAAUUAAUUGAGGAAUGGCAGAAACUCAGAGAUAAAAUGAAUCAACCGCACAUAAUAGAAGAAGCAUAUGUUGAAUUGUUAGCAUUGUUGGAAGAAAUAUAAUUAUUGAUUUUUUUAUAAUAAAUAUAUUGUCUAUUAUCA
Zerene cesonia (dogface butterfly) is the source of this 3747-nucleotide messenger RNA. RefSeq lists its product as uncharacterized. NCBI's taxonomy places the organism in Eukaryota, Metazoa, Arthropoda, Insecta, Lepidoptera, Pieridae. Gene Ontology annotation, molecular function: zinc ion binding; nucleic acid binding. Bases 349 to 3708 code for a protein of 1119 amino acids. The record is from RefSeq and is a predicted model, not a curated record. The transcript has 4 exons.